CAAACCGUUAAGCUGAAAGGACGUGUCUGGUUCGUUCGGUGCACUCAUUGUGUUUUUAUUGUGUGUCUAUUGUUAUUAAACGUUAUCGUUCUUUAUUAAACUUGUGUGUUAGGUACGUACCAUCCUGAAAAAAACGUUGACUGUACAAAGUGUAUGCAAGAUUUCCGUAAAGUUGGGUUCAUUGUUCUCCAUUUGCCGAAAGCUGCUCAGCGUAGCAUGCGGUGUAUGGUAGAGAAGUGAAAAGCAAACAAAACGAAACAUCUGCAUCAGCUGGGUCAUCAUUUUGCAAACCAAACGCUUAGAGCACGUUUCUUGUGGAAUGUAACCGAAGAUUCGGUUGGAGAUUGGUGAAUUUUAAGUUAUCGUUGCUAAUUGUUUAAACAAAUUAUAAAUCGCCGUCGUAGAUUCGCGUGCGUUAGUGAGUGCGUGAGUGUGAUAGAUUUCUUACAGUACGCUUCACGUACCGCUGUUUCUAUUUUUACUUUUCGUGAAGUAAAGAAAAGGGCUAGAAGAAAACCAUUCAACACCUUUCGAACCGGUACCGAGAACGGGCGACGCAACGACGCUAGUGACGUCUUGGCUGAGCGGAUUUUUUAUUUGAAGCACACACACACACACAUACCCGCGUCGGUGGGCCUGGUGCUGCGCUGUUACCACCGAAUCGAAAUCUCGCAUCCCGUUAUCAGCGAGGUUGGACGGCAUCGGCCGAAAGGCGCGCGCGCAAGACCGGCCAGUACCCACAAAGUCCAAAAAUCAUCCCCACCUCCAGAGGGUGCCUGCUUAUCAGCGUGCGCCAGAAAGGUACCGAAUCACCCAUCCGAACAUCCGAACUUCGGGCUUAGUGGUGUGACAUUUGUGGUGCACAUACGGUGAUUAGUAGCUCAUCCGGCACGCAGUGAAAGAUUCUACGCGAAGCAGCAGCACAGCCAGAGGUGGCAGCACCAUGAAUAACCUGAUUGCGAAGCAGAAGCGUCCCGAUCCCGUGGCGGAAUCACUGAAGCAGUUAUUGAAGGCCAACUCUCCCACGGAGAUGCGGGACAUUGCGGCUCGUAUCUGUCGGGACUAUCUGACCGGUGCCUGGAAGACGAUAUCGGCCGACGAGCUGCAGCUGAAGCGCAUCAGCGGUGGACUCUCCAACUUCCUCUACUACGUCAGCCUACCAGAGCAUCAUUAUUACGGCAACAACAACAACAACAACAGUGGUGGCAAGAAAUCGCACCCAAACUCACGGCGAGGCUCGUUCGCAACGGAUCACCAUACCGCGACAAAGACGGCAACAAAGGCACGAAAUGGAAGCAAGCGGGCACGAAAGGAUAGUGGCGCCAGUUUGCUAGAACCGAAGGAGGUGCUGCUAAGAAUUUACGGUCAAACGCACGGGGAACAUGCGCUGGAAACGAUGCUCACCGAAUCGGUCGUGUUUACGCUGCUGAGCGAGCGCAAGCUUGGCCCGAAACUGCACGGCAUCUUUCCGGGCGGCCGCAUCGAACAGUACAUACCGGCCCGGGCCCUGCUGACGGCGGAGCUGAGCGAUGCAAAAAUAUCGCUAAAGGUAGCUGAAAAGAUGGCCGCCAUCCACAGUAUGGACAUACCGGUGUCGAAGGAACCGGACUGGAUCUGGAACACGAUGGCCCGGUGGCUGAAGGGUAUCGCCGGAACGCUGGAAACGAUGGAGCGCGAUCGGGCGAACGGUAACGUGAAGAAGAGCGGUGGCACCGGGGAUCAGUCGGGGGAAGAAGCAAGCAUUAUUACCACGAUGGAUCUGGCGGGUGAGGUCGAGUGGUUGCGAUCGGUAAUUGAGAGCGAAGACUUUCCGGUCGUCUUUUGUCACAACGAUUUGCAGGAGGGCAACAUACUGCUGCGACAGGAUUAUCCCACAGUGAGCGAACCUAGCUUCCGCGAAUGCACAACUUUGGAAAAUUUCGACGAAUCAGCCCAGCUCGAUUCACACUUCAGCAGCAUUCUAAUAUCGAACGGCGGUGUAGUCUCUAGCAAUGAAUCGGUAUCUCCAUCCGAUGGCAACAUUGGUCUCAAUCGAAGCUCGAGAAAGCGAUCGCUGGAUCACGAUUCGAUGGAGAACGAUCUGGACAAUACGCGCGAUUCGGUGCUGAGCGGCAACUCGCAAGCCCUGUCGGACGCAAACUCUUCCACGGACGGCGAGCCGGAACUGAUGAUCAUUGACUUCGAGUACUGUGCCUACAAUUAUCGCGGGUUCGAUCUGGCCAACCACUUCCUCGAGUGGACGUUCGACUAUACCAACACGCAGUCGCCCUACUUCUACCACAAGCUGGACCAGUAUCCUACCGCCGAACAGCAGGAAAAGUUCAUCACGCAGUACCUGAGCCACUUGUCGCCACCGAUGGAGGAUGGGCUGGAGAUUGGCGACCGUGAUGAUUCGGCCGAAGAGGAGGAACGCUCCAAAUACGGUUCGCUGACGGGCAGCGUUUCGGAGGAAGAGGUCGAGCAGGUGCGCCGGGAAGUGCAGUGCUUCACCAUGGCGUCCCAUCUGUUCUGGAGCCUGUGGGCCAUCGUGAACGUGUAUCAAGAGAUCGAGUUUGGCUACAUGGAGUACGCCGUUUGCCGACUAAAGCAGUACCAGCAGGCCAAACAGUGCUACAUCGAAACGACAAUGCCCAACGGGAACGGUUGUCCGGGCGAGCAGACACCGCCGGUCGAUCCGGAGAAAUGAGCUGCUGGUCCGAACCCUGCGUAGCCUGGUACAUGCCGGAAGGGUGAUGUGGUGGGGUCUCCGUUUUGAAACUGAGACUGAAACUGAAUCUCAUACCCCGGUCAGUUACUGCAACCGUUUGUGUAGAGGCUGCAAAAUCAAAGAAUGUCGGAACAACUUUCCCUUCCACGGGGGAGGUUGUGUGUCUGUCGGAACUCAUUGGCUGUACAAGACUCUCUCGGAUCCUAUUAACCAGUAAGCGGGCGUGCGAUCGAAGCCGUGCGCACACAUAUAAGAAACCCAAUCUGAUCCAGUCUAUAAAUUAUGAAUGGGCGAACUUUAUAUCGUUCCGGCUCCGUUUAUCCGCUUUUUGUGUCAAACGACAAUUCUAACCGCGUCAAGUACCAAGCACACACCCGCACACAGCCUAACUUACUGCUGCUCAUUAACGGUAAGGCGCGGAACAGAGAGUUAAACGUGAUUUCGAUUUUAAGCAACGCACGUGUGACCAGUUGUUAGAGAAGUAGAGUGAGAGGAAGCGUUUGUUGCCAACCAUUUUGCGGAAAGCGUUUUGCGCGGGUUGUGGAGUAGGCUAGGUUAAGGAUCGUCCAGAGAAUGUCCAGUCCAGUCGCGUAUGAUAAGGUCGUCAUUUUAGGUGAAAACAGUAUUAGUUGCCCAUAGCGCGCGAUGCUAACGAGCUGUGGUGGUGUAUUGUUGCUAGACAGACGUGUGUACGACGUACGUGUACGGUGUCCUGUAGGGUAUAUUGGUUCACUCCACAACGAAGCUGUUUCUAUUAUGACUAUUUAUUUGUGUUGUUUUGUCUUACGUAUACUUUAGAGUCGGAUGUGUACAACCGACACUCUCCCUGUCUGGCGCGCUGGCCCCACCGUUUUCAAUGGCGCAAAUUGGCGUCGUUUGUGAUGUUCGGUUUUGCGCAAAGAGUGAGAGAGAGAGACAUAUUCUAUCUUUACUACUACUACCACUAUUCCUUCACUCACAUCCUUUUGGAAUGGGACGAACAGAAAAGACUAGGAAAGAAGGUGUGAUAUGACGAAUUUAUACCGAUAGUAGUAACUUGUCUAACUUAGAGCUGCUGUGUAAUGUCGUUCUUAAAGAAACUGGGGGAGAUUUUUUAUAAGUUUUAUUUUCUUUCGCAAUAAAUGUGUAACAUUUUGAGUUUUA
Anopheles merus is the source of this 3850-nucleotide messenger RNA. Its product is annotated as choline/ethanolamine kinase. The transcript is spliced from 8 exons. Gene Ontology annotation, biological process: phosphatidylethanolamine biosynthetic process; CDP-choline pathway. Gene Ontology annotation, cellular component: cytoplasm. Bases 944 to 2686 code for a protein of 580 amino acids. Gene Ontology annotation, molecular function: ethanolamine kinase activity; choline kinase activity. Lineage: Eukaryota; Metazoa; Arthropoda; Insecta; Diptera; Culicidae. The record is from RefSeq and is a predicted model, not a curated record.